AUGUUAUUAAUUUAUGGCCUUGUUGCCCUUGCCACCGCUCAAAAUGCGGCCAUUAUCACCAGUGGAACAGGCCCGAUGACGAGUGAAACCCUUUUCGAAAAGCAGGACGAAGUGGCGGACUACAUCAAUGUCACCUGCACCGAAACAAACAUGUGCAUCAAAAUCGAUACGCAGUACUUUCCAUUGCGACGAGAUCAUCCUCUGGAACCGGACGCAAUCUCUAUGGUCACCCCAGACUGCAGAAAUAACCGAACAGUUAUUGGAAGUACCCUUAUCGUCUGCACGAAAGAGUACGGCGAUCCUACUUGUCCAAAGGUCUUCAAUCUCAACAGCACCCAUGCAUCCUACCAAGUGACUCUCAACACACAGAAUACUACUGUAGAGAACACUGCUCCAAACGGAGCGACAAAUAUUACAAUCUUUCAGUACGAAUUGCCAUUUUCCUGCACUUAUCCGUUGGAUUAUCUUCUGACACUGUCCAGUCUCAACGGUGAUGAAUACGGUUAUUACAUUCCAAAAAUCUACACCCCGAAGCUGAUCACUCUGCUCAUCCCAGAUGGCGAAGGUAAAGGCGAGUUCCCGGUCGUCAUGCUUCUUUAUGAAAAUCAAGACUACCAGAAUGUUUAUCAAGAGUCUCCAACAAUCGAUAGCCCUGCUAAUUCAGUGAUUCAAGCACGAGAGUGCUGGGCCACACCGACAAGCGAAAUUGCAGUCAACAGAUUCGAUCUUAUCACCGACUACUGUGCAUCGCCAGUAGAGAAUAUUCAACAGGAUCCUGAAGUGAACAUUCUCAACAACGGUGAUACAACAGACGUGAGAUGGACAUCGAAAGUAUUCAAGUUCGACGGAACUGAGAACAACCGUGUUUACCUUCACUGCAGAGCGCGCAUCUGCUUUAACACCAACGGCGAUCCAGCUGAAUGCGACAAGUUGAACACUUGCGCUAACAGGAGACGAAGAGCGCUAGUGGGAUCUGGCGGUUUGGGUGUCAGCCCGGCUGAAGAAUACUCCGAAGAGGUGGAGUUAACCACUGGCCCUAUCUACAUCACUGAGAACGGAGCGAAAUUCGUCGUCGCUGGUGAGGAUGGUGAUGAGGUUGCUGUUCCCGUUCAAAUCGCCGAAGUCGGCACUCUUUCGCCCUACGUUGCAUGGAUGAUUAUAGGGACGGUUGAGAACUUUACCGCACUUGUCCUCGUGAUGGUUUUCCUGAGCUUACUCCUCGUUAUCGUCGUCAAAAAGCGUGUUUCAAAGUAG
This is a messenger RNA of Oikopleura dioica, 1254 nucleotides long. NCBI's taxonomy places the organism in Eukaryota, Metazoa, Chordata, Appendicularia, Copelata, Oikopleuridae. The record is from the annotation of a GenBank genome assembly.